GCUGCCCCCAGGCUCCGCCUUCACCUUGAGCACUCCCAGUGCUCCAGGCCCACUGGUGUUCACGGCCCUGAGCCCAGACUCGCUGCAACUGAGCUGGGAGCGGCCGCGGAGGCCCAAUGGGGACAUCCUUGGCUACCUGGUGACCUGUGAGAUGGCCCAAGGAGGAGGACCAGCCACCACAUUCCGGGUGGACGGAGACAACCCUGAGAGCCGGCUGACAGUGCCAGGCCUCAGUGAGAACGUGCCCUACAAGUUCAAGGUACAGGCCAGGACCACUGAGGGCUUUGGGCCAGAGCGUGAGGGCAUUAUCACCAUCGAGUCCCAGGAUGGAGGGCCCUUCCCGCAGCUGGGCAGUCACACCGGGCUCUUCCAGCACCCACUGCAAGGCGAGUACAGCAGCGUCACCACCACCCACACCAACACCGCUGAGCCCUUUCUAGUGGAUGGACUGACCCUGGGGUCCCAGCGCCUGGAGACAGGCUCACUCACCCGGCAUGUGACCCAGGAGUUUGUAA
Molecule: messenger RNA, 515 nt
Organism: Carlito syrichta (Philippine tarsier)
Lineage: Eukaryota; Metazoa; Chordata; Mammalia; Primates; Tarsiidae
Product: integrin beta-4-like
Exons: 4
Molecular function (GO): protein binding
Source: RefSeq, a predicted model, not a curated record